This is a messenger RNA of Acanthoscelides obtectus, 5923 nucleotides long. The record is from the annotation of a GenBank genome assembly. NCBI's taxonomy places the organism in Eukaryota, Metazoa, Arthropoda, Insecta, Coleoptera, Chrysomelidae.
UAAAUCCGUGUCAGUGUGGUCUUUAAUUUCUACAAAUGCUUAUGUGGUUAGCAGUUGACAUAACGGUUGUAUAAUGAUGCAUUUCGAUAAUGUUUUACACUUAUUUUUGGUUGUUCUUGGGAUAACAGUGCUCAGAGCAGAAAUCGAUGGCUCCCAAGGAAACAAAUGCUCCAUGGAUGGGAUUUUUCCCGACCGAACCGAUUGCUCAAGAUUUUACAUGUGUUCCGCAGGAAAGAAAACAGUCUUCCAGUGUCCAGGGCAGCUAAGAUUCAACCCUAAUCUACUUGUUUGCGACUGGCCAGUUAAUGUGGUUUGUCUGAAAGAUAUUCCAACUAAAAGGACAAGUUUGGAACCUAGAAUUAGCGGUAACAGGGCUAGUACUAAAAGUGAUACGCAGUAUGUUGCUACCACUGAAGAAGUAACAUCACGUACUGCGCAUGUGUCGACCGAUCCACAUACUGUCUCAGUUGCAGGAAAAGAUGAAUCAGUAUAUAGCGAUGUCAAAGGUGCAAAUAUAGAACAUGUUACAGAUGCCACUCAUACUACUUCAAUAAAUAAAGACAAAAUAUCGAUUUAUAAAACAAAAGCAACACCAGCAACUACUGGAAAAGAUGAAAUUGUUGACAGAGAUAGUGAACACUCAAGAACCACGCCAUCUGUUGACAAUGGCACCAGUUUAGAACAUGUCAGUACAAGAGAGACAACAUUACUCGUAUCUACUGAGUACGCUACAGCUAUUCCUCCAAUUGGCUUAAAAACCGCUGCAAUAAAAGACGAAUCAAAUUAUGUUACACAUGUAGGUACUUCGGUUGUUACUCCAAUUGAGACUAUCACCUCAACCAUAGAAGAAAACACAUCAACCGAUGGCAUAGCUUCCAAUGUAGGAAAUGUGACUGGGAAAGCUAGUGUUACUACGGUCAAACAAUCAGCAAUUACCACUGGGGAAAAUAAAGCCGUUGGUCAAGAUAUUGCAUACUUCAGUACCGCAUCACUUGCUGAUAGUGGUAGUACUUCAAAAUUCGUAGGUACGGAACAAGUUACUCUAGCGACUGAGUAUGCUGCGAAUAUACCCCAUACUAGUUUUAAAAGUAGUGAAGGCAAAGAAAAACCAGUAACAAGUUAUAUAUCACAAACAAAUGAAGGUGUUACGGUUGCCAUUCAUAGUGAGACUACAACUACUCCAGUCAAAGAAGAGGAAACAUCAACACAUGGCCUACCGCCCAGCACUGAAGAAACUGAUAACACUGCGACCGAAGAAACUGCAACUCCCAGAACAAAAAACGUAGCAACAAAUGAAGGUGACAUGACUGCAACACCUGCUGAUAGCACUACAGAACAAGCAGUUAGUACUGGAAAAUCAACAUUAUCGACUGAGAAUAUUACGAUUGUUCCUCAUACUGACUUUAAAACUACCGCAGUAAAAGAGGAAACAGUAUUAAAUUACAUUGCAAGCACAAAUAUAGGCAAUUUUAUAGUUACAACAACUUCGACUAAAAGAGAGGAAACUACGACUAAUGAUCCGAUCCAAAACAUAGGAGCAACUGCAACAACCAAUCUAUAUGAUGGAGCUGAUGGUGAAAAUGUCAAUACCGCAACUUAUGCGGAAACUAGCAACUUUACAGAUCAUGUUACUACUGAACAGGCAACAUUAGCUACUGACCCUACGACUGUUCCUCAUAUUAGCUUAAUAACUACUGCUACCAAAGAAGCGCCAGCGUCAAAUGGUGUGUCUGUUACGCUUGUCAAUCAAAGUGAGGACACAAACAAUUCAGACAAAGAAGAGACCUCAAAUGAUGGAAUAACUAAUACUGGAAUCACCACUAGAGAAACUAGUACCAUUGCGAUUGAAUCGAACAAGUCUUCUACACCAUAUGCAACAACUGACAAAAAUAGUGGAUAUUCUUAUACUACAUUAUCUCAAGGUACCGGAACUACAGAACACGAAGUUAUAACUAAACAUGCAUCUUUAACGACUGAGUAUAUUAUAACUCCUCCCCAUUUUGACCUUUCAACUACUGUAAGAACAAAGGAAUCAGUAUCAAGCGACAGUACAAUCACAGAUGCUGAAGACGUUAAGGUUGACACUUAUAUUACUGCUACAACAACUUCGUUCGAAGAAGAGCCUUUGGCUGAUACACUAACUUCUGAUGUUGAAAAUAUAGAAGACGUUUUUUAUGUCGGAAGAAAAAAAAAUAAUGCCGAAUUUGUGUCAACUGAUAUCAGAAGUACAAGUGUGGAAGAUGUUACGGUUACCACUCAUAGUGAGGAUGCAACUACACCAGCACAGAACGUAGUUACUACAGUUUUCCUUCAUACUGACUCUAUUACUACUACAGUAACAGAGAAUCCAGUAACAAAUGACGUUAUAAGUACAACUGUAAAUAAUUUUACAAUGCAUACUGAUACUACAAACACUCCUUUGGCCAAAAAGGAAUAUGCUCUAGGAUCUAAUGAUGAAACCAUUGCUGAUGAAGCUACCAACUCUAUGAUUGACGAAGUUAUCGAGCGUUUCAAUAACGUUGAAACAACUUCCAUGUCUCUAGAAGUAAGGUUACAUGAUAAACCAGGAGACACAACAGACUUUCCGUCUCAUACUGAAAAUGCUCUAAUUGAUGCAAAUGAAAUAAUGACAGCAGAUAUGGAUAGGUCACACGAAGACAAAGUCCUCACAGUAACAAAAAGUGUGAAGAUGGAAUACAUCGACACUAAUAUUGAUGUUAUAUCUGGCGAUAAAAUGUUAAGCAAAGCUAACAAACAUACUGAUGCCACCUAUGAAAAUGUCGCAGCUUUUAAAGGUGAUUCCAAAACUGGAAUAGUGACUAAAAUUCCCACUGAUGAUUCAGAAAUCAUUGUAAAAGACAACAAAACCUUUAUCAAACGCCUAGCAUCCACAACCAAAUCAAUCGCCAUCGUUAGCCCAGUACAAAACAAAGACAUUUCCUUAGAUGAUGGAAGAGAAUUAAGCACAUCGGCAGGAACAGAAAAAUAUGUGGACACUACUUACAAUACCGUAUCCCCUGACAAUACCAUUACCCAUAAAAUGACACAUUCACAUCUUCCUCAAGAUAUGACAAAUAUAUUUGACUCAUCAGCAUCAAAUGAAGUCGUUCAGCAGGCGAAGGCAAUCUCGAUCGAAGAAGAAAUAGAAGCUGCAUUAGGGAACCUAGAUGCUUCUGGAGAUGCUGUUAUACAAGGUACGAUUGCAACUGAGAAUACCUCUACAGUUAUAGAAAAGGCACCAAACGAGGAGGGCUCUGAACAAGAAGAGGUCGUAACCACGAAAAAGUACACCUCACUAGUUACUGAAGAGGCUCCUUCACAAACAUCUGCUUCGAAAAACAAAGACGUGAUGGAAGAUAUAGCCAUUAAUGAAACGGAUUCAAAUAGAGUAAAAGCAAAUGAGGAGAGAACAGAAAAACUUGUGGUUGAGGAAAACACUGCUAAAAACACUGAAAGGAAAGCUUUUAAAAAAGAAGAGGAAACUAUGACGAAGGAGAUUGAUUUAGAGCUUGUUGAGGAAAGUUUGGAGCACUUCUCUUCUUCAAGCGUGAAUACAAUGAUUGAUGAAAGUGGAUCGUCUAUGACAGAAAAUACAGACAAAGAUGGAGAUAAUGAAGAACAGGGUACUGUGGAUAAAGCAGAUAAAGGCGGCGUUGUAAUUAAAGAAAAAUUUGUUGCAUUUAACGAAUCUGGAAAAGUAAUUAUCGAUCAAGGCGAUUCAGACGAUUCGACAGUAACAGAAGGUAUUGUAAGAGAAUUAUCUGCUCCAGUUGCAGACAAAACAGUUGAUAGACAAAAUUUAGACAGUGUAAGUAAUAUACAUGAAGAUGAAGUUAUCAUUGAUAAACAAGAAAUCGUUGAAGAAAACAAAAUAUUAACAUCUCAGGAAGAAUCAGAGAGCGAUUCAAAAGUAAAUGAAGUUUACGAAAGCAGUGACAACGAAGCCGAUCGACAGAAAUUAAUUAAUGUCAAUCAUGCCGCAAUGUCUAAAAAUCCAGAUAUAGUAGAAAGUACCAUCAAAACAGGGGAAGUGAAGAAAGUUAACACCCUAGAGGAAAAGAGAUCUGGAGAUGGUAAUGUGGACACUUUAGAUAUAGUGGGAAAGAUAACAAGUGUUUCCGAAGGUAAUCACUAUGAUGAUGAUGCAGUCGAAGGGUCAAGCUCUCAAAAAUCGGUAGCUUUAGGCAAAGAAAAGAAAAUAGUGCAUGGUAAUAUAGAAGAGAUAGCUGAAAAAACAAAGCUAGAGCAAACUGUAGUUGUAACAGAAUUGCCUAUCGCUCCGAAUAGUAUAACUGAACAUGGAGAGAGUCUUUAUGAUGAAAUAUCUAGUCUAACUGGAACUAUCUUGAAUGAUAAGGCUGAUGAAAUAAGUACUAUAUUAGGUAAAGGCUCCAAAAGUGAUGUACCCGUAACUACGGAAAAUAAAUUUAGUUCUCAAGAAAUUCCAACAGUAGUUGACAGAGAAAGAGCAAGUAUUUCAAAGCAAAUUAUUAAAAAUGAUAUGCAAGAUAACAAUGAAGCUAAGGUAACCUUAAAGGUACAGAAAUCUGUAGAGACAUACACAAUUGUUGAUGAAAUUGCUGAAUUAGAAAAUCCCCAGAGAGACGUAUCAGCUACCAUGUCAAACAUAAGCAAGGAACAAUCAGAUAAUGCAAUAGAUAAAAGGUGGUCACUAGUUCAUAGGAACUCUACAAAUCCUAGUGACACAAUCCCUGAGAGUGAUAAUGGUGAUAUUAACAUAGGAACAGACAAGUCUGAUAAUGAGCUCAAAGUAGCCGAUGUAGAAAAAUCUACUAAGUUAAAAAAAACUGUUAAGGUAGGAGUAGCAGAAACAAAUAAACGUGUAUUUUAUGAUGAUAAAUAUCCAGAAAUAGACAUAACUGAUGUAAUUGAGAAGCAAUCAGAAACAAAAAAUAUAAAGCAACAACUUAAUGAAAACCCGACAGAUACUAUUAGAACUAGCUUUGAGAAAGAAGCGCCAAAAAAUGUAGAAGACAUAGAGAGCAUAGAAACUAUAUUAUCUAAGCCAGAAGACGUUCUCACAAUAGCUGAUGGAAAAAACUCAAAGCUACUUACUACCAUUAACACUAAGAAUAACGCAGAAUCAGAAACAAUAGAAUCAGUUUUUGAAGACAAUUUGAAUGAUAUCAGCGCAGUAGGUUCAAGAAGAAAGUCAGGAGAUUCAAAUGUUGGUGGAAUACUUAAUGUGGAAGAAGUUAAAACAGAUAAAAUUGUCGACGAGAUAUUGGAUUCUACUGGUAACGCAAGAAUCGUUAACGAAGAUGUACUGAAUGGCACGAAACAUCAAGCGGCAAUACAAGAUUCUGUGAGCAUCGAUUCUACAGAAAGUAGAAAAUUUAAUAUACAAGAUAUAAGAGAUAUAGUUUCUAUAAGAUCAGGAAAUACCGCUUCUGAGGAAACAACUAUAAGAAAUAAAAUCUAUACAGACAGUAACGUUGAGAUUUCUGAAGAAAGCCCACUUGUAAUGGAUGUUGUCGAAUACGCUAAAUCUUUAAAUGUAGAAAAGGUACAACCUCAGAAAGCGGAAAAUAUUUUACCAGACACUGUUGCAUCUACUGAUCAAUAUGAGGAAAAAGACAUUGUUGUGGUAAACGGUUUUGUUGAAAAAAAUAAGGAUGAAACUGCGAAUGUGACAGGUAAAUAUUUUGAGAAUGUCCAGAAAGGCAAAUUAGAUAAAAUUAGUGGGGAAAUUUUUAGGGAAAAUAUGGAGAAUGCAAAAGUUAACACACUAGCUGAUAACAUCGUACAGAUUGCUGAAAAGGUGAAAAAGAAUCAAACGGUUGAAACAAAUGCACAUAUUACUAAUAUUACUCCAGUUAAAAAGGCAUACCCGCUACCAUCAUCCACGAAGAACUGGAGAAUUCUGAAAAUGUACGAAUAUUUGAAACUGAAGACCCAGUAA